CAAAGAUGGGCAUUUUCAUGUGUUGUUUCGUGCUGUUGGCAGCACUACGUCUAGAUCAAACACUUGGAGCUGAUGAAAUAACAAUAACACUGAACAAGAAUGCAGAAUUAGGACAGUCCUUAGAAAUAUAUUUGCAAAAUGAAAUAACAACAGGAAUGUCUCUGAAUAGGCCAGAUGGAUCACUGGCUGGGAACUGUUUUGCUCCACUUGGGGGCAUAAGUGUAGGAUGCACAACAGGAUUGACACAAGAUUUGGUAAAUGGAAUAACCACCUUUGCUGUCGCAUCAGUCUCAAGAACUACAGAUCAAGGUGAAUGGACAAGCUCACAUGGGACCGACACUGGGAGAAAAAACAUAACAGUUCUAACCAUACCUUCUUUACCUGUAGUUAGUCAAUCGGUGACUGAUAUAACAUUGUCAUCAGGUAGCAGUAACACAAAAACUUUGACCAUUCAAGUAAAUUGUGCAUAUCCAGCUGUGACGCUUGACUUGUCAUUUGUGUCCGUGAAUGGAGGUACUGUAGUGGUUGCCUCAGCUUCAUCAUCAGUAUGUACCAAAACAGGUAAUGCAGGUUGUGCUGACACAGAUGCCAACAGCUACACUUGUGACAUUACUCCACAAUAUGAAACAUCUUUUGAACCUGGCAAAAAAUAUUAUGCAAAGAUUACAGUCAAUUUUGAUGGGCAGUACCAAUCAAUAGGACUGCAUUCUACCAUCAGUGACACAGAAAUACUUGUAGAAGCAUGUUAUAUUGAGAAAGAGCAUAUUCCUUUAGAUAAAAGUGAUGGAUACACACCACCUUCAUUACAAAUUAAUGGUAAGAAGUUUGUAUGUAUUGUGGUCCUUAAGGUUUUUUACUAUUCUGAAUGA
Messenger RNA from Ylistrum balloti, 869 nucleotides. RefSeq lists its product as uncharacterized. Lineage: Eukaryota; Metazoa; Mollusca; Bivalvia; Pectinida; Pectinidae. The transcript is spliced from 5 exons. Bases 6 to 869 code for a protein of 287 amino acids. The record is from RefSeq and is a predicted model, not a curated record.